AAACGCCUGUCACGUGACUCACCACACGCGACCUACAUCUUUGAACAACAUACACGGAAAUUCGCAUCUGUCGUAUUAUUACUUUUUAUUGGUAUAUUCUUCUGGGUACGGAUGUAAAAUUACUGAAAAUGAAGUGGACUAUCUGGAUAUUUGUCGCGACUAGCCUUAGCGCUGUGUCUUCAGAUUUCCCGCAGAAUCCAGAUGUGAAGUUUACUGGAGUCCACUCUCUGCACUAUACCUAUAGUGCUCUUUCUUCUAACCAGAAUGAACUCCCAACAUUUGUGGCCAUGGGCCUCAUUGAUGAUCGACAAAUUGAUUACUAUGACAGCAACACAAAACAAAAAGUUCCUAGACAAGCAUGGAUGGAAAAAAUGAUGAGUGAAGAUUAUUGGAAAAAGGGCACUUUGUCUCGCAAAAGCAAGGAGCAGUGGUUCAGGGUAAAUGUUGAUAUCUUGAUGUCGAGAACUAAUGAUACCAAUGGCCUUCAUGUUUUACAGUGGAUGCAUGGAUGUGAAGUUGACUUUGAUAAGGGAUCUGUGAAAGGAAUGGAUAUGUACAGUUAUGAUGGAAAAGAUUUUCUGUCUUUUGAUAAGGAAAAUAUGCAGUGGGUUGCCCCAGUUGAACCAGCACUUCAAACAAAGAUUAAAUGGGACAAAGAACAAAUCUUGAACCAAUACACCAAGGGAUACCUAGAAAAUGAGUGUGUUGACUGGCUUAAAAGGUUUAUGAAUUAUUCAGUGGGAGAGGCCACCAAGAGCAAUGUUCCUACUGUGAGGCUUUUUGGCAAGCGUAUGACUGAUAAGGUCAGAGUUACUUGCUUGGCAACUGGCUUUUAUCCCAGAGAUAUUAAGGUUUAUAUCACAAAGGAUGGGGAAAUAAUCACCCCAGAGGAAGAAGACCCUCUACCAAAUGAUGAUCACACCUUUCAGACUCGUAGAAACAUAGAUAUUAAUCCAGAUGACAAAAGCAAAUAUGCCUGUAAGGUGCUUCACAACACCCUGGAAGAAAAAAUUAUUGUACCAUGGGAUAGAACAAUAUUGAAUGAAAAUAAAGGAAAUGGAAUGGUUUGGGGCAUCAUGGGUGCCUGUAUACUUUUAUUUUUCUGUAGUAUGGCUGUUCUUGUUUACAAAUACAGACUGAAAAGAGUGCCUGAAACAUCAAGUGCUACUAGUAAUGGAAAUGCUACUUUGAAUGCAGGAAAUGGACUGCCUGGCUAUCCAAAUGGACAUGUUGGAAUCUCGGUUACUAACUUGGGUGAAUGUAGUUCACUUUUGAAACCAGAAGUGGGUUUCAGCAAGUGUAGUCUGGCUGGUUCUUCAGAUUCUGGAAAUGCUACUUUGAAAGCAGAAAAUGGUGGAUCCAACAAUCUCUUGUUUACAGGACUGCCUGGCUAUCCAAAUGGACAUGUUGGAAUCUCGGUUACUAACUUGGGUGAAUGUAGUUCACUUUUGAAAUCAGAUGAAUUCAGCAAGUGUAGUCUGACUGGUUCUGCAGAUUCUGGGGUUGAUGUAAAAAAUUAAAUUAAAGUGGCAGAAGACUGAUUCUUUCAUUGGGCUGUGAAUAAAAGUUCAUUUCUGAUGUCCGUCAUGUUUACCCAUUCCAUCUUUGGCGAUUCUCUGAAGCAGACUUUUUUUCUUCCACCCAUUGAACUCUCAAAAAAUAAAACUAGUCAUAUUUUAAUAAAGAUGUAAAGUUUUCCUGGUUCUUUAUUAAGUUUGUUUUAGUUUAUUCUUAAGCUGUCAUCUUUUUAUAUAUUGUGCUUCAGACCUUGUGGUAGGUAAUGGUACAAUUAGUAGCCAUUACAGUUUUAUUUUUUUAUUUCUUCUUAUAACUUUUAGAAUCAGCAGUUGUGUCAGUUGUUAUUUGCAAAAUUUAAACACAUACAUCUGGAGUAAAAAGCUACAGUAAAUUUUCCUCUUUAAAAAAAUUAUCAAAACCAACAACAAAAUCACAACAAUUGUUCAAUGUGCUAUACCAUACCUUCUGACACAAGUCCAUAAUUG
This is a messenger RNA of Polypterus senegalus (gray bichir), 2003 nucleotides long. Its product is annotated as class I histocompatibility antigen, F10 alpha chain-like. Gene Ontology annotation, biological process: immune response. Gene Ontology annotation, cellular component: external side of plasma membrane. The coding region runs from base 129 to 1520 and encodes 463 amino acids. The transcript has 17 exons. The record is from RefSeq and is a predicted model, not a curated record. NCBI's taxonomy places the organism in Eukaryota, Metazoa, Chordata, Cladistia, Polypteriformes, Polypteridae.